UGGAAUGAAUGAAACAGCCACUGUCCCCAUUUCUUAUCAGUCGCGGGUUGUGUUUCUGUGCCGCCCCGGCGCUGGGGAGACAAUGGAGGGCUCGGGUGUAGCCAGGAUUUCUGGCUGGGUUCCAUCGGGUUUAAGGGCAGUGGAAAGUCUCCGCCGUGCGCAAGGCUGUGGUCGCACAUCCCUUAUCAAAGCCGUGCCUGUCCUGACCGAGGGUUUGGGUUUGCUUCUUCCCAGGGUUCACCUUGAUGCGGUGCCGCCGCUGGAGCUCUGAGAUGGAGCGGGUUUGGUGGAGCAUGAGAGCCUGAUGCUCAGCAUCAUCCUGUCCCAAUGGCUGUGGAUGUGGGAAAAUCGCUUUCCGAAGCCUCACUGAGUGGGAAUGCCGAGAGCAGCGGUCGGUGGGACUGUGCAGAGGUGGAGAUGGACUGCCCAGAGCUCACACACAGCCUGCGCCGGGUGGCAGGGGCAGAGCAGGGGAUGGACAGGAUGGCGCUGAGCGGGCACAGUCGCUUGGCCACUGGUACCCAGGGAGGCUCGAGCUACCGCCAGGAAGUGUCUUCAGCAUCUGCAUCCAGGCUUCCCAGAGCAAGGGGAAGCCUCUUGGAGACAGAGGCGUUGAUCUAUGGAGUCCCUGACAGUGGUGAUGCCCCUCGUGACGUUAGACACCGGUUCCUGUCCUCAGAGGAGCAGCAGGUGAAGGCAUCAGGCUGUUGGGAACCAGUGUCCAGCCCUCCCAGCUCUGCAGACGAGAGCAUCCUUGCAGGUAGCUGCCACGUUGCCGGCCGGCAGAGCCGAAGGCUUGGAGCUCAAUCCCCACUUUCCUCCACGCUGGAGCUCCUGCAGCCUCAGACCCCACCGAGCCCCAGGACCACCCUGCGGAGCCGCUCCACAUCCAGCUGCUCCUCUCUGGCUUCAGAAGAGAACGGCCUCUCCGAGGAGCCAUCCCAGAGCUUGCCGGCCAGCAUGGAUGUGCCUUCCCCUGCCACCACCACCACCCGGGAGCUGUGCCGCCAGUGGGGAGCAGCACAAGGCAAGGCACUGAGGGUGCACAAACCCUUCAGUGCUCUGCUUGACUACCGCAGCACCAUGGAGCGCAUCAGGGGGAUGUCAUCCUAUCAGGCUGAUUACUGGGCAUGUGCCCUGCCGGAUUCAUUGCCCCCGUCUCCAGACCGUUGCUCGCCCCACUGGAACCCCAAUAAGGAAUAUGAGGACUUGCUGGAUUAUGCUUAUCCGCUGAAGCCAAGAUACAAGCUGGGAAAGGUGCCAGACCCUUUCUUCCACGACUCGGGAAUAGGUUUGGACAGCUUUUCUCUUUCCCCUGAGGGCACGUCGAGAUCCACCAGCAUCUAUGGCCGAGGUGGGCAGGCUCAGGGAGGCAGAGAAAAUGGAUGCUGGGGAUACAUGGGCUCUGCAGAGAGGUUCUCCACCCUGGAGCCUGGAAAAAGAGGUCACUCAUCCUAUGAACCUUUACCUAUUGCAAAAGCAUCCUCCACAAGAAGUGCUUCCUCUCAUCCUUCAAGAGGCUUUGCUAAGGAUGGAGCCACGGAGUCAGCUGGGACGGGCUCAUCCGGCCGCCCUGCUGCGGAUGGGAGAAGCUGGUGCACCAGAGGAAGCCCCUUCCCGAAGGACAAAGGGCAGGUGAAAAGCACUGGUAGGUUUUUACCUACAACAGCAGUGCUCCCCUUGAGGAAGGAGUGGGAUAGUGAUGAAGAAUUCCUCUCCCUGCCUCCGAGGCUGCUGGAGCUGGAAAGGCUGGCCCGGUUCUUGUCUGAUCUUUCCUUAACUGUAAGGACUCCAGGGCAUGACCAUCAUGAACUUCUAUGUCCCAGCAACAGCAGGAAGCCCCUUUCGUCCCAGUUGGCUCCUCUCGGAGGAGCAGGUGGCAGGGAUGGAAGAGGGAGUUUUGAGGGACAUGCUGGGCUGUGGCACCCCUGCAGCCCUCAGAAGUCCAGCCAGGAGAACACUGAAUCAUGUGGCCGCAUCCCUGGGGAUCCUCUGCAGAGGCUUCAUCUACCGGCUGGUCUCAGAGACACACUGGAUGGGAUGUACCUAAAUGAACCACGGGUCAAGGGGCAUCCCAAGAAGAGCCUUCAGAGCGAGUCCCUUGCCCAGUGUGUUAAGAUGUUCUGCUGCCAGCUGGAAGAGCUGAUCCGCUGGCUGUACAACGUCGUGGACAUCACUGACAGCUGGGUACCACCCUUGCCAGAUGCCAAGAGCUCAAAGGCAUCGCUGCACCGCUGUUUGGAGUUCAGGAAGGAUGUGGCCAACCACCGGAGCCUGACAGAGAGUGUGUUGGAGAAGGGAGAAGCUCUCCUCAACUGCAUGGCAUCAAAUUCACCAGUGCUGAAGGACACGCUGGGUUUGAUUGCGAAGCAGUCAGAAGAGCUGGAAACCCACGCAGAGCACUUGUAUGAGUCUGUUCUAGCUGCCGUGGGUCCCGUGCAGGGCGAGGACGGGUUGGAGGACAAGCAGACGGCUGCUCAGUGGGCGCUGCCUCUAUCAGACCUGGCCUUGGUCAGCCAGGCACGGGAUGGCUGAGAGCUGCAGCAAGCACCAAAGCACCUCCUUCCCCUCCCACAGAGAUGCCAAAACACGUAUGAGCAGUGUUGGGAGUUAACCAGCUGAGGCUGAUCUUGUGCUGGUUCUUUACUGCGGCUUGAGAAGGGCGAGCUGCACAGCAUUUAUCUGGCUGCUGGGGUGUGUAGUGCAUAGCUCUGCGAGUGAGGAAUGUGCAGCUGGCCUUUGGGGGUUUGGUUUUUAAUGUAGCUUUCCUGGGGUUUUUAAUGGAAGUGGCUUUGUUCAAUGUGUUAGCAAGAACGUCAGGAACACACUGGUUUGUAACUGAGUAAUCCACCGUGUGCCGUGCAACUCACUCCUAAGUAAA
This is a messenger RNA of Melopsittacus undulatus (budgerigar), 2881 nucleotides long. RefSeq names its product centrosomal protein 68 (gene CEP68). The record is from RefSeq and is a predicted model, not a curated record. The transcript has 7 exons. Bases 328 to 2535 code for a protein of 735 amino acids. Lineage: Eukaryota; Metazoa; Chordata; Aves; Psittaciformes; Psittaculidae.